This is a messenger RNA of Lingula anatina, 1473 nucleotides long. Its product is annotated as UDP-D-glucose 4,6-dehydratase. NCBI's taxonomy places the organism in Eukaryota, Metazoa, Brachiopoda, Lingulata, Lingulida, Lingulidae. Gene Ontology annotation, molecular function: dTDP-glucose 4,6-dehydratase activity. Gene Ontology annotation, biological process: nucleotide-sugar metabolic process. The record is from RefSeq and is a predicted model, not a curated record.
AGGUCAUAGCGAGGUCAAUAUUCAAAGCACUGAAAAUCAUAUUUAAACUACUGGCACAUAAUUAACCAAGACAAAUAUGAUGAUUUAUAUUGGACAUGGAACUAUUGAAAUGAGAGUUAUUACAGCUUUUCCAAGUUAUUGUCGUUAAAAUAAGAAAGCGGGUACUUGCCUCGAUUACCCCUUUCCGUAGGAAGCAGUCAGCAAUGGAAGAGCUUCCGGUUGAGUGUUCGUGCUGCAACAACUGCAAAAAAUAUAAGAAAAGGAUUCUUGUAACUGGGGGUGCGGGCUUCAUAGGUUCACACACUGUUAUUCUUCUUGUGACAAGGUAUCCAGAUUACUACAUUGUCAACCUUGAUAAGCUUGAUUAUUGUGCCAGUGUGAAAAAUUUGGAGAGUAUCAAAGGAAAGUCAAAUUAUAAAUUUAUUCAGGGGGAUAUCUGUGAACCAGACUUCAUGCGCUAUGUCUUUCAAGAAGAAAGGAUUGAUACAGUUCUUCACUUUGCUGCAGAAUCACAAGUUGACAUGUCAUUCAUAUAUUCGCUUGACUUCACACGCACCAACAUCUAUGGCAGCCAUGUUUUGGUGAACGCAGCUUACGAGGCAAGAGUGGAGAAAUUUAUCCACGUCAGUACAGAUGAAGUCUAUGGAGGAAGUAGCACAGAGGUACUGAAAGAAAAAUCCAACUACAAGCCGACCAACCCAUAUGCUGCCAGCAAGGCGGCUGCUGAGUGCAUGGUGAGAUCAUAUUGGGAGUCAUUCAAAUUUCCUGUGAUAAUUACAAGGUCCAACAAUGUCUAUGGUCCCCACCAGUAUCCAAGAUCAGUCAUUCCAAAGUUUAUUUCUCUGCUGGACAGAGACAAGAAAUGCUGUAUACAUGGCUCAGGUGACAGUAUUCGUAACUUCCUGUAUGUGACAGACGUGGCAGAAGCAUUUGACACCAUCCUCCACAAGGGGGAGCCAGGUGAGAUCUACAAUAUCGGAACAGACUUCAACCUGAGCAUUUUAGGGUUGGCAAAAUACCUUAUAAAGAAACUGAAGGGCAUCACGACAGAGGAGGGCAUGCAGCGGUACCUGGAUUUUGGGGAAGACAGGCCUUUCAACGACUACAGAUACAUCAUGGACUCCUCUAAGAUUGCCAACCUCGGCUGGCAGCCAAGAGUCACCUGGGAACAAGGCAUAGAAAACACAGUAUUGUGGUACAGAGAGAAUUUCUACAACUGGACACAUGCGGAAGAGAGUCUAGAAGCAUUCCCAACCAAGACGACCACCAUGCCAAAAUUGCUGUGAUGUAUUUGCAAGUAAUGAACACACUUGGUAAACGAAAAAGUCACUUUGUUGCAAAAUGUUACAUCUUCUUACUUAGUACUUUAAUAUACACUGGGUUUCCCCCUAUUUUUAAAAAUUAAGCUAUCUUUUGAGAAAAAGUAAAAAUGGAAUUAAUUGUACUAUUUUUUAGCAAAUUGGCAUUGAUGGU